AAUCAACAAAAGCAACAGCAACAACUAAAGCCAACUAGUCGAAUACUUAACGUCACCAGCCAUGAAACGGACCUACCUGUUGCUUUGCCUUAGUCUGCUGACCUGUAAUGUGGCCAAUUCGGCUCUUCUGCGGCCUCUGGAACUAAGCAAAUCCUCAUCCAUCUCAAGCCUGCAGCAACAACUGAACCUUAACAAUAACAACAACAACAACAACAACAAUAAUGACAGAUCCAAUGCCAAUGAUGAUAAUGAUGAUGACAGCACAACCUUGACUCCCAACUCAAGCGAGGAUUACGAUAGUCGUCCACAAUAUAGUUUUGCCUACGAUGUCAGAGAUUCGCUGACCGGUGAUGAUAAACGUCAGGAGGAGAAACGUGACGGUGAUCUGGUACAGGGCCAAUACUCUCUAAUUGAACCCGAUGGCACUCGCCGCAUUGUGGAGUACACCGCUGAUGAUUUGAGUGGAUUCAAUGCCCGUGUAUCCAAACAGCGUCUGGAUGAACAGCAGCAAUUGGAAAGAAGCAGCAGCUCAACCUCUCGUUUCAAUAGCAUUGAAGAAUUGCAAUCUCGUUUAACUGCCCAAGCCAUUGCCGAAGCUCGUAGCCUAGCCGAAGCCCAGCAGCAGCAACAACUCCAAUUGGAAGCCCAAACGCGUCUCGAAUCCGAAAAUCAAGCGCGUGUCCAGGCCCAGCAACUGAUGGAGCAAUUCCAGCAGCAAGUCCAGCAACAACAACAGGAGCAACAGCGUCAACAGCAAGAGCAACAAUUGAGGGAUUUGCAGCGUCUGCAGGAACAGAGGGAACGUGAGCAACGUGAACGGGAGCAACGUGAUCGUGAGCAGCGUGAACGUGAGCAGCGUGAGCGUGACUUGAGGGAGCGUGAAUUGCGUGACCGUGAAUUGCGGGAGCGUGAAUUGCGUGAGCGGGAAGAACGUCGUCAACAGCAGCAGCAACAGGAUCGUCGCCAACAGCAGCAACAGCAACAACGUCUCUUGGAGCGUCUCAACUCGGAACAGCAGAGCCUAAUCCUGCCCAGCUCUGGUCAGUUGCUUGGUCAAAGUGUACAGGCCACUCUGGUCUCCCAUCCACCCACUUUGUUGGCCCGCUUGCCUAGCAGCAGUGCCACCACCACAUCCACCUCUAGCCGCACCACUUUGCUCUCCCGCGAUCGCGAUCUGGAGGCCUGGCGUCAGUUGCCCCGCACUCGUCUCACCAUUGAGCGUAGCGAUAGCAAUCAGCCCUCUUUGAUCCUGACCCAACCCUCAAGCGCCUCUGUCCAGGCCCAAUUGAUUAGCUCGCCUCUGCUUUUGGAUUCGGCUAAUCUGAAUGGUUUGAUCUCUACUCGUCUCAAUGGCAAUGCAUUGCGGGCCGGUGCCGCAUUGAGCUGGUCCCAGGGCAGACGUCUGCUGGGCAAUGAUCUCUGGCAAUUGGAUCGAUUGGAUCAGGAUGAGCGUCGUCAGGAUAAUCGACGUGAUAGCGAAGAACUGCGUUCAGCUAGCAGCUCGGAACGUCUCAGUUCUUCAUCAUCGUCGUCGUCAUCAUCAUCUCGUCUCAAGUCCUGGUAAAAAGCCAAGUCUAACUCCAAGCUGAACUUCAACUGACCUCAAUUAAAUGGCAAUCAAUGGAUCACGAUUAUGUUAUAUAUAUGUAUACAAAUAAGACUUGUGUCAUUCUAGUGAUAUCUCUUAUCCUUGGGAUUUUGGUAAAACUUUCUUUCCCUUUGUCUAUCUUUGUUACUUUGCUCUCUCUCUCUGUCUUGACCAACUAAUGCUUAAAGUUUUUCCUUUGCUAACUUUUAAU
Drosophila willistoni is the source of this 1799-nucleotide messenger RNA. RefSeq names its product probable basic-leucine zipper transcription factor Q. The record is from RefSeq and is a predicted model, not a curated record. Gene Ontology annotation, cellular component: extracellular matrix. Bases 62 to 1564 code for a protein of 500 amino acids. The transcript has 2 exons. Lineage: Eukaryota; Metazoa; Arthropoda; Insecta; Diptera; Drosophilidae.